AUGUCGCUAUCCUCUGGUGCCAUGAUGAGCGAGGACUUCUACUUGACCUUGAAACUUCAGUGUUCCUCACCUGAGCUGUCCCAGACCACUUGUAUUGAAAAGAAGUUCCAUCAAAGCAUGCAGAACCACCGGCUCUGUAAUUCCAGCCAUUCUUGUUAUGAUCUGCCUGGCUUUUGCUACACAAAGAGGGGUCCACCGGGUCCCAAGGGAGAUAAGGGGGAUCAAGGGGACCAAGGCCCUCGGGGACCUCCAGGCUUCCCUUCUUUGGCGGCUUUACACAGUAAUCAGAUCCUGACUGUCAAGGGAGACCAAGGUCAGGCUGGACCACCGGGACCCCCAGGACCCCCUGGCCCACCAGGCCCUCGGGGCCCACCUGGUGAUACAGGAAAGGAUGGACCGAGAGGACUACCCGGGGUGUCGGGAGAACCAGGAAAUCCGGGAGAAACGGGGCCAACGGGACCCGAAGGCCCUCCAGGAUCCCAGGGAUUCCUGGGACCGCCUGGUGUUCCUGGCGUGGACGGCCUUAAGGUAAGACUGCUGCUCGUUUAUCAGGCCUUGUGAGUGUGAAGGUGCAGCUGUUAGCGAG
Messenger RNA from Erpetoichthys calabaricus (reedfish), 586 nucleotides. RefSeq names its product collagen alpha-1(XXV) chain-like. The record is from RefSeq and is a predicted model, not a curated record. The transcript has 8 exons. Lineage: Eukaryota; Metazoa; Chordata; Cladistia; Polypteriformes; Polypteridae. Bases 1 to 561 code for a protein of 186 amino acids.